Puntigrus tetrazona (Sumatra barb) is the source of this 4426-nucleotide messenger RNA. It is a transcript of the gene actn3b, whose product is annotated as actinin alpha 3b. The coding region runs from base 223 to 2919 and encodes 898 amino acids. Gene Ontology annotation, cellular component: cell projection; cortical actin cytoskeleton; plasma membrane. Gene Ontology annotation, molecular function: calcium ion binding; actin filament binding. Gene Ontology annotation, biological process: actin cytoskeleton organization; muscle cell development. The transcript has 21 exons. The record is from RefSeq and is a predicted model, not a curated record. NCBI's taxonomy places the organism in Eukaryota, Metazoa, Chordata, Actinopteri, Cypriniformes, Cyprinidae.
UGCGCUACUUUUGACCAGGACAGGAGCACUGGGCAGCAGAAGUUCUGCUCGCACCUCCACAAAGGCACCUCAGACGAGUGGAGUCUGGCCUCUUCCUCCACGGUCAUACACGUACACGCCGAGCGGGUGUUCUCUAACGCACGGACAGGAUUUAGAGUUCACCAUCUAGAGUGCAAGGCACGUAACUUCUAAUAGUAAGACUUAGAGGGAUAAGUGUAAAAGAUGACGACUGUUAUUGAGACGCAGGUGCAGUAUAACAACACCUACAUGAUGUCUACUACGGAAGACUACAUGAUUCAGGAGGAGGACUGGGACAGGGACCUUCUGCUGGACCCUGCCUGGGAGAAACAGCAGAGGAAGACGUUCACGGCGUGGUGUAACUCUCAUCUGCGUAAGGCGGGAACUCAGAUCGAGAACAUUGAGGAGGACUUCAGGAACGGCCUCAAACUCAUGCUGCUGCUCGAGGUCAUCUCAGGUGAGAGACUGCCCAAGCCUGACAAAGGAAAGAUGCGUUUCCACAAGAUCGCCAACGUCAACAAGGCUCUGGAUUUCAUCUCCAGCAAAGGAGUCAAACUGGUGUCCAUCGGUGCUGAAGAGAUUGUUGACGGCAAUGUGAAAAUGACUCUGGGAAUGAUCUGGACCAUCAUUCUCCGCUUCGCUAUCCAGGACAUCUCAGUGGAGGAGACGUCCGCUAAAGAGGGUCUGCUGCUGUGGUGUCAGAGGAAGACGGCUCCUUACAGGAACGUCAACGUACAGAACUUCCACAUCAGCUGGAAGGACGGCCUCGCUCUGUGUGCCCUCAUCCACAGACACAGACCAGACCUCAUCGACUACUCUAAACUCAGAAAGGACGACCCUAUUGGAAACCUGAACACUGCGUUUGAGGUGGCCGAGAAGUACCUGGACAUCCCCAAGAUGCUGGACGCUGAAGACAUCGUCAACACUCCUAAACCCGACGAGAAAGCCAUCAUGACCUACGUGUCCUGCUUUUACCACGCUUUCGCCGGUGCAGAGCAGGCCGAGACCGCGGCUAACAGGAUCUGUAAAGUUCUGGCUGUGAACCAGGAGAAUGAACGGCUGAUGGAGGAGUACGAGAAACUGGCCAGUGAGUUGCUGGAGUGGAUCCGUCGCACCAUCCCGUGGCUGGAGAACCGCGUGGCGGAGCAGACCAUGCGCGCCAUGCAGCAGAAGCUGGAGGAUUUCCGCGACUACAGGCGCGUUCACAAGCCUCCACGCGUUCAGGAGAAGUGCCAGCUGGAGAUCAACUUCAACACCCUGCAGACCAAGCUCCGCCUGAGCAACCGCCCGGCCUUCAUGCCCUCCGAGGGCAAGAUGGUGUCGGAUAUUGCGAACGCGUGGAAGGGUCUGGAGCAGGUAGAGAAGGGUUAUGAGGAGUGGCUCCUCACCGAGAUCCGUCGUCUGGAGAGACUCGACCAUCUGGCGGAGAAGUUCAAGCAGAAAUGCGGCCUGCAUGAGUCCUGGACAACAGGAAAGGAGCACCUGCUGUCUCAGAAGGACUACGAGACGGCCUCUCUGAUGGAGAUCAGGGCUCUGAUGAGGAAGCACGAGGCGUUUGAGAGCGACCUGGCCGCCCACCAGGACCGAGUGGAGCAGAUCGCAGCCAUCGCUCAAGAGCUGAAUGAGUUGGACUACCACGAUGCCGCUUCAGUGAACACGCGCUGCCAGGGCAUCUGUGACCAGUGGGACAACCUGGGCACCCUGACCCAGAAGAGAAGAGACGCUCUAGAGCGUGUAGAAAAACUGUGGGAGACGAUUGAUCAGCUGUACCUGGAGUUCGCCAAGAGGGCGGCGCCCUUCAACAACUGGAUGGACGGAGCCAUGGAGGAUCUGCAGGACAUGUUCAUCGUGCACAGCAUCGAGGAGAUCCAGAGUCUGAUCACGGCUCACGAUCAGUUCAAGGCCACCCUGCCGGAAGCCGACAAGGAGCGCAUCGCCAUCAUGGGCAUCCAGAACGAGAUCACCAAGAUCGCCCAGACCUACGGCAUCAAGCUGGUGGGAGUCAACCCCUACUCGGUCCUCAGCCCGCAGGACAUCACCAACAAAUGGGAGGCGGUGAAGCAGCUGGUGCCCCACAGGGACCAGAUGCUGCAGGAGGAGGUUGCCAGGCAACAGGCCAACGAGAGGCUGCGGCGCUCCUUCGCUGCUCAGGCCAACAUCAUCGGACCCUGGAUUCAGACCAAGAUGGAGGAGAUCGGUCACGUGUCGGUGGACAUCGCCGGGUCUCUGGAGGAACAGAUGAAUAAUCUGAAGCAGUACGAGCAGAACAUCAUCAACUACAAAUCCAACAUCGACAAACUGGAGGGAGAUCACCAGCUCAUUCAGGAGGCGCUCAUCUUCGACAACAAACACACCAACUACACCAUGGAGCACAUCCGUGUGGGCUGGGAGCAGCUGCUCACCACCAUCGCUCGCACCAUCAACGAGGUGGAGAACCAGAUCCUGACCCGCGACGCCAAGGGCAUCAGCCAGGAGCAGCUCAACGAGUUCAGAGCCUCCUUCAACCACUUCGACAGGAAGAGAAAUGGCAUGAUGGACCCCGACGAUUUCCGCGCAUGUCUGAUCUCCAUGGGUUACGAUCUGGGUGAGGUGGAGUUUGCCCGCAUCAUGACCCUGGUGGACCCCAACAACACGGGUGUGGUGACCUUCCAGGCCUUCAUCGACUUCAUGACACGCGAGACCGCUGAGACGGACACUGCUGAACAGGUCAUGGCCUCCUUCAAGAUCCUGGCCUCCGACAAGCCCUACAUCACCGUGGACGAGCUUCGUCGUGAACUCCCACCCGAGCAGGCCGAGUACUGCAUCAGCCGCAUGACCAAGUACGUCGGCCCCGAGGGAGCCCCUGGAGCCCUGGAUUACAUCUCCUUCUCCAGCGCCCUCUACGGAGAGAGCGAUUUAUAAAACGUCUUUCUUUUCCUCUUUCUUUCCUGUCAUCUUUCUCUCUCCUCUCGUUUUCUCCGAGCCCCCCCCCCCGAACGCAGCUUUCGAUCCACGAGGCCGUCCCUCGUUCCCCCACCUCUGUGUCUGCUAACGUUACGUUUUAAUCUCGCUGUCACUAAAACCCUCCUGUACGCAUCUGAGGUGAUGAGUCUAAAGCCAGCACGCCAUCAAACCGACCGUAUUUACGUUCUUAAUUCACGUUUUUGUGAAUGAUUCUUCAGUGCGGUUUGGGAUCUUUCAUUGCAAUACAACUUGCUCGGCCUCCAAGCCAAAUUUUCCCUCUCUGUGCCAAAUAAAACCGUACAACAUGAUAAAAGGUAUAUCAAAAAGUGUGUUUGUUGAUGCUAAAGAGUGCUAGCGAAGAUGCAUGCUGCAUUUAUUCAGCAGACAUUAAUAUGUAAGAGAGCCCCCCCUUUCUUCAUUAAGUCUGUACUUUAUUUUAAGACCCCAAAAAGCACUACUGCUGUCCAGUGUCUUCUUAAUACGAAACUGUGAGAACAACUGCAUAGUCUCUACACAGAACAUGGCGUCUCAGUAUGUCUCUACGUUUUCGUGUUUACCCCCGUAGGAUCGUUUUUGAUGUACAUCCCCACUUAUUUGGAGGGUUUGUGCUAAAAAUAUCCACGAAAGCCAGUAAAUGAACUUCAAGCUGUUAAGGCAGAGUCUAUGUGUUGUGCUGACCGGGAAAGGUUUCUGCUAGUCAAAGAGCUAAAUGAAAAGCGCCAGGUAAAGUAAUAGUUUACUCAAAAAAAAAAUAAAGCUCUGUCGUCGUUUACUCCCCCUCAUGUCACUGCAAACCUUUACGGUGUUCUGUAAGUCUAAAUCAGCUGACCAAGAAGUCUGCACGACGAAAAACAGGCCCGUUAACAAGAACGACAACUAUAUCAAGAGUCCACACCAACGGACAAUAACGGUCAGCUUAUUAAAAGCGCGCGUUUUAAAUGUUCGCGCGCCGAGUGGACGUGUUCGCGCGCUAUUCAAAAAAAUAGGUUUUGAAAACGUUUUCAAAUUGUUCCUCUAUGUUAUCGUUAUAGCUGUCCCAAUGCUCACAGAAGGAUUAAUCACAUAUAAAAACAAUAUAAUGAACGGGAGUAAAUGAUGACGGUUUUGUUUUAAAUGAAGAUCGAGGUAUCUGGUUCUUUUGCAGAGAAGUUUUUGAAUGUCUUGAACGUUUUGGAAGGAGGCAGAAGGUUCCUUUACCUUCAUCCCCAGGCAGGCCUCGCCGUUAUUUAAAGACAUGGUCUAGUUUCCAUUGGCGAUAUUUAAUUGAUUUUAAUUACAGAUGUUGUUUGUUGAUUAUUAUCCACCUUGAUGUGAUUUCUGGGUAAAAGUAUUUCACUGACCUUUCAGGUCGCCUCAUUGUGAUCACCUCUCUGUCUCAUAUGGGUCUCCAUUUCUUCAUUCGCUUUUCAAACACAGAGUAUUAAAAGUUAAACCGAAAAACCCAGAAUAAAACGUCUCAAUCGCC